ACUGAGGCAACUUAUACUUGUCAGGAGUGCGCACUGUGCUUUAUAUACCAACUAUAUUUGGGAACUCUGAGCGUUGUUUCCUUUACUCACACAAUUGGUCCAGGGACAAUAUUUAUUAGGUAGGAGGUGCUCCUGCCUACAAGUUUGUUCAUGACUCUGGAAGUUCACUCGGCGUAAACGCGAACCGACACUUGACGUCUCUCCAGCAGCAAGUGCAACACGGAGCAUUCAACAGAAUAAAGACUUUGACACUUGGAAAAAUGGCCUUACCCGGGACCAUUUUGCCUUCGAUUUCAACAUUCGCAAACCAGAAGGAAAAACUUUGGGAGGAUAGGUGGAAAAGUGAGGUGGAGAAACCAACGAGUGUAAGCUGCGCUUCGCUCAACGUGGCGCAAAACAUGGACAUUUACCGUGCCCGCAAGGACGACGAGGAUCUGAGUAACUAUUUGGAUCUGGAGUUUAUCCUAGCCAACACAACAGGACCUCUUGAAGCAGGCGUUCAGUACAUUUCGCCCGCGGAACCGUGCGCCAUGUACACGGCGAGCACCGGCGCGUAUCCCUCCCAGGAGCAGUGCGCACCGCCACCGCCUUACACCAACAGCCUCAUGGCUGAACUUCUGAGAUCCGAGGUGGACAACUCGUAUGACAUGAAUAACAGCAACGCGAUUCAAGGAAGAUUUAUUGUCAACUCGACCGGUUUCCCUAGACAUGACUUUAUUGACAUUAAAAUCGAGCCCCCCAUGGACGGUUAUGGACCUGUUAUGGGCAUGGUACCCCAAAGCUGCCAAAAAAUCAAACAAGAGGGCAACAUCUCGUGCAUGAUGGCUUUUGAGCAGCCCAGACUCGCCGUGUCUCCGCAGGCGACGGGGAAUAUGACACCUCCACUGAGUCCGGACGACCAAGGCAGCUCCGGGUGUCCGACCCAGAUGCACCACACCGCGUUCUCUCAGGGUUACCAUCACUCGCCGCCGGCUUACCCACAGAUGCAACUCCCCUACACGGCGCAGCACCAGUACGGCGUUUUCGAGGACGGCAUGAGUGUGCAACCUAACAUGCAAAGGACUCUUUUAACACCCCCAUCCUCCCCACUGGAACUAAUGGAGUCUAAACCCAAACGAGGAAGACGCACCUGGCCGAGGAAGCGCACGGCGACUCACACCUGCACUUACGCUGGCUGCGGCAAGACGUAUACGAAGAGUUCACAUCUGAAAGCACACCACAGAACCCACACUGGUGAAAAGCCUUACCAUUGCAACUGGGAGGGGUGCGGAUGGAAAUUCGCCCGUUCGGAUGAGCUGACACGUCAUUUCCGCAAGCACACCGGACACCGACCUUUCCAGUGCCACCUGUGCGAGCGCGCCUUCUCCAGGUCUGACCACCUGGCGCUGCAUAUGAAGAGACACCUGUGAGGACUGGAUCCACAAUCACACAACUGCCUUAUUUAAUGACUUUGUACAUGACCAGAUGACAAUCCUUUGUCGAUAAAGAAAUAUAUUAUUAUUCUUUUGUAACAAAGUAGCUGGUACUACAUAGAUUACGCAGAGCUCUUUUUAAAAUGCCAAUCAAGAGUGAACUUUUUUAAUUGUAUUUUUGGGAGGGGGACAGUGACCUUAAGGGCUGGUCCUAAAAUCUGUGUCCAUGGAAACAGUAUGUACGUCUAAACGUGCCUUUUAAUAUCCACAUACUGCCUAUAGAGUGUAAUGCCUGAGACUAGCAAACCUCCGGUUUCCUGAUAUAAUGACAUACAUGCAUGUGAAGAAAUGCAUGAUGACAAUGUUUUGCUCUUGAAACUGCCUUCCUGCCAUGCAAACAGAACUGUGUUCACGAUUUAAAGUUUUUGAAACACUCUCGUUUGAAUUUGUAUUGAAAAAAGUGGCAAAUUAAUUGUAAUGAAGGCACAUGGUCAGUGCCCUUUGUUCAUUAGCACAGUAUACUCUCGGGCUAGAUGUCCUGGGUUUUUAUAAGAUUGUGUACAUACAUUUUAUAUUGUAAGUACUGUAUUUAUUGUAAAUAUUAAACUAAAUUUGAAUAUAA
Molecule: messenger RNA, 2034 nt
Organism: Paramisgurnus dabryanus
Lineage: Eukaryota; Metazoa; Chordata; Actinopteri; Cypriniformes; Cobitidae
Gene: klf2b
Product: Kruppel like factor 2b
Biological process (GO): regulation of transcription by RNA polymerase II
Molecular function (GO): RNA polymerase II cis-regulatory region sequence-specific DNA binding; DNA-binding transcription factor activity, RNA polymerase II-specific
Source: RefSeq, a predicted model, not a curated record